Pocillopora meandrina is the source of this 625-nucleotide messenger RNA. NCBI's taxonomy places the organism in Eukaryota, Metazoa, Cnidaria, Anthozoa, Scleractinia, Pocilloporidae. The record is from the annotation of a GenBank genome assembly.
AUGACCAGAAUGCUAAACACACAUUGGCUUGCAAAUGCUGGCAACUUCUUCAUGCUUUUACUUGUUGCCAGUGCUAUAAGCAGCCUUUCAUCCGAGGAAAUGAGCGACAGAUGCAAUAGAGAAAAGGGUUAGUAGCAACUGCAUUUUUGUUUACAAAUCUAAAUUUACACACUUGAUCCACAAAUCAAGUCUUUAUAAUGAAGUCAUUGAUUGAGUUAUCGUUAUGAUUGAUUAAGGUUACCUCGAGGACCACGCAUUUAAUUUUCUUAAACUUUUCCGUCUAGUGAUACCUGAAGUGGAUAUCUUCUCAAGUCCGCCAAACCGCACAUUAACAGUAGGUGCAGAUCUUAACUUGACUUGCAUAGCGUGGCCAAGGUAUGUAGACUGGCUUUAUCCAAGGAGAUGGACCAAGUAUAUUCAGUGGUAUGAUCCUCAGGGUAGACCAGCUGGAGCCAAAUGCCUGCAGGGUACAUCAAUAGUCAAAAAGCUACGCUGCACAUUAAUGCUGAAGAGGUUGACUAUGGAACAGUUUGGAAACUACACUUGUGAGGCUCAGAAUGAUUAUGAGAGAUAUUGCAGGCAAAAAGUUGUCGAAAUUGAGCUGCAAGGUAGGCGAAAAAUAUAA